Molecule: messenger RNA, 2909 nt
Organism: Euleptes europaea (tarantolino)
Lineage: Eukaryota; Metazoa; Chordata; Lepidosauria; Squamata; Sphaerodactylidae
Gene: ZNF276
Product: zinc finger protein 276
Biological process (GO): regulation of transcription by RNA polymerase II
Cellular component (GO): kinetochore; nucleus; chromosome
Molecular function (GO): zinc ion binding; chromatin insulator sequence binding
Source: RefSeq, a predicted model, not a curated record
AUGACUGGGCCGGAACCUCCCCGCGACUGGGCGAGGCGCCGCCCGGGGUGCGGGGACGGGGGGACGGGGGUGGCCGGACGGGUUAGGGCGCCGGAGCGAGGGCGGGCGAGGCCGGAGGGGGCGGGACUCCUGCCAGGCCAGCGCUCGAACCGCUCUGGCAUUGGCCAGCGGCGAGCGGGGAGGACGGGCGGGGAUUGGCUGGCUUCUGCGGCGGUGGUUCCCUCCCUCGCCUGGGAACCUCCACGUUCAGGGGCAGGCUAUCUCUGCAAGGGCAACUGCCGGGGCAGGGCGCGGGCCUGCUGGGCCUCUUCCAGGGGCGUCUGGGUGAAAGACGGCGCCAAGCAGGGCAGGCCAGGGGCGCACGCCUUUUUGCGCCAGGCGAGCGUGGCGGCCGCCGGGGCUGGGCACCCGUCGGGGCGGGCUGGCACGCCAGCGACCCCAGGGAGGCCAGCGGGGCUCUCGGGGGGCCGGGCAGGGCUGGGGGCCAGAGGCCGGGGACCCGACCCCGCCGGCUGCCCUCCGCUCUGCACGACCCGGCGCCCGACGGAGCGCGCUGGGCAGAGGCGGCGACCCGGCAGCCCGCAGAGGCCACCGGCCAGUGUGCCGCCGGCAGCCGCCGAGGGGGUGGGCGGCGCUUUCCCAGCUGGCGCGCAGCCCCGGGGGGCUCCGCGUGGCAGCGGCGCGGGUCCCCGGAGGGCACCUCUUGGGGGGGGGCGCCCGCCGGGUGUCCUUCCCGCCUCCUCCCGCGACAACGCCUCCUGCCUGUCCCCGGAUCGCCGCUGGCCGGCGGAACUCCCCGCCCCGGGAGAAGGGCGAGUGGGGCCGGGGGGGGGUGCCAGGCGUCGGCCCGGCCUGCCUCGGCGCCGGUGGGGCUCCUCCGUCCGCCAGGGGCGCUGCGUGGCGGCGGCGCGGGCCGAGGCGGGGCGGUGCGGUGCGGGGUCCCGGGAGCGGGAGGCGCGCGGACACUGGGCGGCGAUGAAGCGCGAUCGCCGCGGCCGGUUCCUGCCCGCCGCCGCGGCCGGCAGAGCCGCUCCGGAGACGCCGCCGACGGCCGAGGCUGCCUCCCCAGCCCGCCGCCGACGCCCCGACGCCCGACAGCCCGACAGCAGCGCGCAACACCCGCCGCCGCCACCGACGCCGGAGGAGGAGGAGGCGCAGCCGCCGGAGCCGCGCCGGGCCGCGCCGGGCCAGGAGGUGGGAGCCGCCCAUGCAGGUAUCGGACGGGCUCUGAGCACAGGCUACUGCCGACUCUGCCACGGGAAGUUUUCCUCGCGGAGCUUGCGGAAUGCUUUCGGGAAGGUGCCCGUAACGGGCGAGAGCUCCGAGAAGCAGCGGCGCCUGGACCAAGUCUUCUUCACGGAUUUCCAGCGCCUGGUGGGGGUGGCGGUCCGGCAAGAUCCCGGCCUGCCCCAGUUUGUCUGCAAGAAGUGCCACGCCCAGUUCUACAAGUGCCGCAGCGUCCUCAAAGCGUUCAUGCAGAAGGUGAACGUCUCACCCGCUGGCCACGUCAAGACCAUAGGAAAGAGCAGCAUCCACCCGUCUCCGCUCGCUGCUGAAGGAGCUCCCUCCGUAGACCUGAUCACCUCCAGCCCCCAGUGCCUCCACAACUUGGUGAUGUGGACCCACAACCACGCAGAGAGCUGCCAGACAGCCCCCAGCCUUCAGAGCGUGCUCUCCUCCGAGUACUGCGGGAUCAUCCGAGCCGUGUGGGGCUGUGGGGAGGGCCACGAUUACAUCAUGAGCAUGGACUCAGACUGCAGCAGCCUGCUGGUGGAUAACGCCUUGUCUGUGAAGCAGGACCUGCCCAAGAGCACAACAGUACAGCUUGCGACUGGCAACGGGGUGGCCGCCGCCGCUGCUACGCUGGAAUCACAACAGAGCCUGGCUAGGACAGGAGCCGGCCAGCAGCAUGCAACCACAGGGACCACUUCGCCAGUAUUCAGCACCGAAAACCAGUUGCAGGAAUGCCAGGAUUUGCCUUCCUUGCAAGCCAACUCUGGAGCUGCUUUGCAGGAGAAAAGUCUGCCUCAGCCAGUCUGCCCACUCAACGGUAGUCCCAGACAGCUGAGUGAGAAGCCGGUUCUGCCUGCAGCGUCGGAUGAGCGGGUAAAAGACGAGUUCAGUGACCUUACUGAGGGAGACUCUUCAAGUGAUGAUGAGGACAAGCAAGCACGGUCUUCAGAUGAUUCUUUUGAGCCUUACCCAGAAAAGAAGAUGCCCAACAACCAAAGGGCUGAGAGUAAAGAAUCAAAGGCAGUGGAAAAGCCAAAAAUAAGGAAGAAGCCAGGACCUAAACCAGGCUGGAAAAAGAAGAUCAAAUGCGAAAGGGAGGAGCUGCCAACUAUUUACAAGUGUCCUUAUCAGGGCUGCACAGCUGUGUAUCGAGGAGCAGACGGCAUGAAAAAGCACAUCAAGGAGCAUCACGAAGAAGUGCGGGAAAGGCCCUGCCCCCACCCGGGUUGCAACAAGGUGUUCAUGAUCGACAGAUACCUCCAGCGCCACGUGAAGCUCAUCCACACAGAAGUCCGGAACUACAUCUGCGAUGAAUGUGGCCAGACGUUCAAGCAGCGGAAGCACCUUUCAGUCCAUCAGAUGCGCCACUCUGGUGCAAAACCUCUCCAGUGUGAAAUCUGUGGCUUCCAGUGCCGACAGCGCGCCUCUCUCAAGUAUCACAUGACCAAACACAAAGCAGAGACGGAGCUGGAGUUUGCUUGCGAUCAAUGCGGGAAGCGUUUUGAGAAGGCCCAUAACCUGAACGUCCACAUGUCUAUGGUGCACCCUCUGAUCCAGACUCAGGACAAACUCAAGGCGGCUGAGGCCGAGCCGGAGGAGCAGCCGGAUGCCUCGGAGGCUGCCGACAGCCAGUCAGUAAAACCAGAGCUCUGCGCACAGCAGGAGCCCACCUGAAA